Molecule: messenger RNA, 1593 nt
Organism: Closterium sp. Yama58-4
Lineage: Eukaryota; Viridiplantae; Streptophyta; Zygnematophyceae; Desmidiales; Closteriaceae
Source: the annotation of a GenBank genome assembly
AUGUUGCUGACGCUGUCAGCGUCGUCCAUUCCGUCGGAUUCCCUCGCUUCUCGCUCCGCUUCGCGACGCCCCUACUCGCUGCCGUUUCGCGCCCUUUCGCGCGCCGCAGCCCCAGGCAAGGAGGGGCCUUUCGCGGCAUUCGCCCCCCGCACGUGCGCUAUGACCGCCGCUGCGCCCAUCGCAGACGAUCUGCGCGCGCUGGACGGUGGCGCCCGCCUGGCGCCGCAAGACGCGGGGAAGAACUCCGCGAACUUGGCGGAGCGCAGGGAUGAAGGCGCGCAACAAUCUCGCGGGGAAUGCUCGCACGCGGAGAAGCGGAAGCUGAGCGCCAGCGCCGAUGCCGAAUGCCGCAUUGGCGGCGAUGCGGCGGCGGCGCCGUCCGACGGAACGGAGAGCAAAGCCGACUCGACGAGAUCCGCGGAACCUGCCGCGAAGAGACCCCGCGGGAGCGCCGAUCACUGCGACAAACCGCCAGUGGCGCAGCUUGCGGAGACGAAAAGCCACGGUGGCGGCAUCUCGCCGCCCCAUGCUCUCUCUUCUCCGCCUGCCGCCGCGCCUCACCCUGCGCAUGCGGCUGCUGCUGCGCACCAAUCACCUGAACUCGCGCCCCGUCUCCCCUGGGCGGCGCCGCCCGUUGAAUCGGCGGACGACGCCGCCGCCCACCCCGCUGCGGACGCCGCCGCCAAGUCGGGGGAGAGCGGAGGCGCGGGUUUAGAGGAAGAGGACGAGGCGGAGGGGGAAGAGGGCGAGGCGGAAGGCGAGGAGGCGGUUGGCGGAGUGACCGCCGCGGAUGGCGGCGCGUGCGGCAAGAAGAAGCGGUACCGUUACAAGCGGCUGUCUAAAGCGGGUUACAUUCCGGACGACGGGCAGCACUGGCACAAAUACGGGCAGAAAAACCUCGUCGACGCGGGGUACUGCCGCGCGUACUACCGGUGCGCGCGGCGGAGCGCGGGGUGCGCGGCGAAGAAAACGAUCGACUUCCCCAUUCGGUGGGGGCUGGACAUGCGCGUGACGUACAGCGGCCAGCACACGCACGGCCUGCCGCCCCGCCUGCAGCGCGAGGUCUUCACAUACGCCACCACGCCCGCCCAGCUGCCGCCCAACAUCUCCGUGCCGCCCAACGUGCUCGCUGCCGCGGCCGCCAAUGCUGCUACAGCCGGUCCUGCUACAGCCGGCGCUGCUAGUACGGCCGGCGGUGCUACAGCCGGCGCUGCGACCUCCUCCGCCGCGUCUGCGGAAUCCAAUCCCGCCAGCGCCAGCCCGUCCCCCAACUCCCCUCCGCUCACUGCUUCCUCCGCCCCACCCGCUCCUGCUCCUGCUGCUCCUGUUGCUUCUGCUCCUGCUGCUUCUACUCACCCUGCUGCCUCUGCCCCUCCUGCUCUCAGCUCACCUGCCACAAGAGCCGCAGCAACGACAGCAACAGCAGCAAUGGCAACCACAGCAGCAGCAACAGCAGCAGCAGCCGCAGCAGCAGCAGAAGCAGUUCACGGAAUCACCUGCUCAGCCCUCCCCAUCCCACCCUCCAGGGAACUUCAUGCUGCCGCCACCCGCCUUUGCACCCAGCAGCCGUGCAAGCAACCCGGAGCCUUCUAA